AUGAGGUUGUUCCUUCAGCUUUUGAGUCUGGCAGCUGGACUGUCCCAGGCGACAGCUACCCCUGUAUUGUCCAGAGCCGCUGGUGCUGCCAAGAACCUGGUCGUCUUUGGCGAUUCAUACUCGACUGUCGGCUUCUGGCCCGGGGGCGACUUGCCCAGCCCUGGCAGCCCUCUCGGAAAUCCCGCUCUACCAGGACAAACAACAGCAAAUGGAUUGAACUGGGUGGGCCAAUUGACCAGCGUGCUGAAUACUUCUUCGGUCCUGACUUAUGACUUUGCUGUCACUGGCGCUACAGUUGAUAAGGAAAUCGUCUCGACAUAUGCACAGUACUGUGUUGAUGAUCAGGUGGCCCAGUACAGAGAAUAUGUCGCAAACAAAAUCAGUUCUGCAGAAACACUUGUCGCCGUAUGGAUCGGGAUCAAUGAUCUCGGUGAACCAUUCUGGAAGAAAUCGGCAGCGCCAAUUGAGAAGACUAUGGAUCGGUAUUUCGAGCUUUUGAAGACGCUGUCUGAGGCUGGACUAAAGAAGUUCGCCCUCCUCACUGUUCCUCCAAUCGCGGACCAAAUUCCGGCUAUGAUCGGCCAGUCCGAAUCAGACCUCAAGACGCUUCGUGCAGACAUCAUUGCCUACAACAAAGCUCUGACUGAGCGUGCUGCUACCUUUUCAAAGUCUGGCUCAGGUAUCGAGGUGACCGUGUUUGACACGAAACCUACUUUUGACACCGCAGUCAAGAACUUCAAAGAGUAUGGGGCCAAGGAUGCGACAUGCUAUGGUGGAAAUGAGUGCCUAUGGACUGAUACAUAUCAUGCCGGUGUCGCUAUUCACAAAGCUCUUGCCAAGAAUUUUGCGGAGGGUGUUAGUAAAGUUGUCACGUUCUGA
Fusarium proliferatum ET1 is the source of this 879-nucleotide messenger RNA. RefSeq lists its product as uncharacterized. NCBI's taxonomy places the organism in Eukaryota, Fungi, Ascomycota, Sordariomycetes, Hypocreales, Nectriaceae. Gene Ontology annotation, molecular function: hydrolase activity, acting on ester bonds. The record is from RefSeq and is a predicted model, not a curated record. The transcript is spliced from 3 exons. Bases 1 to 879 code for a protein of 292 amino acids.